Messenger RNA from Parnassius mnemosyne (clouded apollo), 825 nucleotides. The record is from the annotation of a GenBank genome assembly. NCBI's taxonomy places the organism in Eukaryota, Metazoa, Arthropoda, Insecta, Lepidoptera, Papilionidae.
AUGGACAAUAAGAUUAUACAAUUGAAGCUUACAUCACUGAGCGUCACAUCGUCAAAUACAGCAGCAUCAGAUGCUGAACAAAUUUCAAAACUUAGAGCAUCACAAUCGCCAAUAGCAAUAUCCGUACAACGAUGCCCCUCAUGGUCCUCAUUGGAUCCUCUCCAGUUUCGAGGAUAUUGGGACAACACAGGAAAUGGCACAUUACUAAACACAGGACAAACAGCGUAUUUCACAUUCGACACAGCGGCACGACCUCGUCUUAGCGGCGGACCACUAAUAGGAGAGUACAUAUUCGAACAGAUGCACUUUCAUUGGUCUGUCGACGAUUUUACUGGCUGUGAACAUGUUCUUGAUGGACACGGAUACGCAGCUGAAUGCCAUCUGGUACACUAUAAUUCGAAAUACGAAUCCUUAGAAGCGGCGGUGGCGCAUUCCGAUGGUCUUGCUGUAGUGGGUUUCCUUUUAGAAGUAGUGGAUGCACCCAACCCAAGUUUUGAUGAGUUCGUCGAAGGCUUAGAGAAGAUUAAGAAAAGUGACCAAGAAGUUGAAGUUUCUUCAGAGUCACUAGCGUGGAUGAACAGAGAAGAUCUAAGUAGCGGAAACUACGUUACCUACAAGGGAUCAUUAACAACACCUCCAUAUACUGAAUGUGUUACCUGGAUUAUAUAUGAGAAGCCUGUGCAAAUUGGAGCCGAACAGCUGGGACUCUUGAGGCAAUUGGAGGGACCAGACUGUAUACCGAUCGAAAGAAACGUACGACCAACGCAGAGGCACCCACCCGGACAUUCUGUUAUUUACGUUAGACAAGUGAAGGCUAAACUGUGA